AGCCGGGGCGCUGUCAGCUGCAGCAGCAGAACAGGAUCAGGUGGGUAACAGGAGACCUGAGAGAAGCGUCUCGCCCUUCGAGAGCCAUGUCAUCCUUCGGCUACGACCCGUACUUUUCCACCUCGUACAAGAGGCGCUAUGUGGAGAGCAGCCCCCGCACGGUCCUGCGCAGCGGGUCCCGCUCCGUCUACUCCACCCGCUCCGCCCCUCUCUCCUCCGGGGUGGCCCGCCUCAGCUACUCCACGUACGGCCGGGGCUUGACCGCCGCCUCCUCCCCGCUGCUGUCCAUGUCCGCCUCCUCCAUCAGCGCCGCCGAGCUGGACCUGAGCCAGGCGGCGCAGGUGAGCUCCGAGUUCAAGACGGUGCGCACCCAGGAGAAGGCCCAGCUCCAGGAUCUCAACGACCGCUUCGCCAGCUUCAUCGAGCGCGUGCACGAGCUGGAGCAGCAGAACAAGGUGCUGGAGGCCGAGCUGCUGGUGCUCAGGCAGAAGCACGGCGAGCCCUCCCGCCUCAAGGCGCUCUACGAGCAGGAGGCGCGCGAGCUCCGCAUGGCCGUGGAGGAGGCGCGGGGCGAGAGGCAGGCCGCCCAGAUGCACAAGGACCAGCUGGAGGAGGCCCUGCGCGGGCUCCAGGGCCGCUACGAGGAGGAGGCCCUGAGCCGGGAGGAGGCGGAGGGCCAGCUGAUGGAUGCCCGGAAGGUGGCGGACGAGGCGGCGCUCGCCCGGGUCGAGCUGGAGAAGAAGGUGGAGACACUGCUGGAUGAGCUGGCCUUCCUGAAGAGGGUCCACGAGGGCGAGAUCUCCGAGCUGCAGGCCCAGGCGCAGUGCAGCGCCCGGCUGUCCGUGGAGAUGGAGGUGGCCAAGCCCGACCUGUCGUCGGCGCUGCGCGAUAUCCGCGGCCAGUACGAGAAGCUGGCGCAUCAGAACAUGCAGGCGGCCGAGGACUGGUUCCGCACCAAGGUGAGCGUGAUGACGGAGAGCGCCGCCCAGCACGGCGACACCAUGCGCCACACCAAGGACGAGGCCGGCGAGUACCGCCGCCUGCUCAACGCCCGCAACCUGGAGAUCGAGGCCUCCCGGGGCAUGAACGAAGCCUUGGAGAGGCAGCUACAGGACAUAGAGAACAAACAGAGUGCUGAGAUCACCGCCAUGCAGGAAGCAAUCAACCAGCUGGAGAACGAGCUGGGAGCCACCAAAGAUGAAAUGGCCCGUUACCUGAAGGAGUACCAGGACCUGCUCAAUGUUAAGAUGGCCUUGGACAUAGAAAUCGCAGCUUAUAGAAAGCUGCUGGAAGGGGAGGAGUCACGCUUCAGUGCAGGAGGGGCCCUGUCCAGCGUCUUCUCCCAGGGCGUGUCAGCAGUCCCUACUUUCGGCCGCUCCGUCUUCUCUAUGCAGUCCAGUAUGAGCUCUGGCGCCCCCUACCUGCUCAGCUCCCGCCUGUUCAGCUCCUCCUUCUCCUCAGCAGAUGAGAUCAUCGCUGCCAGUCAAGCACAGCGGGCAGAGGCCAGCCUACCCCAAGAAGAGGAGGAGGAGGAGGAAGAGGAGGAGAAGGAAGAGGAAGAAGAGGAGGAGAAAGGAGAAGAGGAGGAGAAAGGAGAAGAGGAAGAGACACAAGAGGGUGAAGAAGGUGGAGAUGAAGAUGCAGUUGAGGGAGGCGAAGAGGAAGAGGCAAAGGAAGAGGGAAAGGGGGAAGAGGAAGAAGAGGGAGGGGAAGAAGAGGCUGAAGAGGGAGGAAAUGGCGAUGAAAAGGGUGAGGCAGAAACUGAAGGUGGAGAUGACGAGGAAGAAGGAAAAGAUGAGGAGGAAAAGGAGGGAGGAGAAAAAGAGAGUACAAAAGAAGAUGAAAAGGAAGAAAAAGAAAAGCCAAAGGAUAAAAAGAAGGAUUGAACCAAAAUGCCUGAGCCACUCGACAAUAUGAAUGAAAUCUGAAACUCAAAUCUAAACAAACUUCAAACGUGUGCUAAUUAUCAAGGUGCUCUAUGCAAAAAUGAAAAGAUUCUAUCCAUCACAUAGAAAAAAAAACUACACAUCAAAAUAAAAGCCAUGCGAUUACUUGCAAAGAUGCUGAACUGCUACAAGUUAUGGGUGCAAGAGUGAAUAAAAGAAAAAGCAUUUAUUUAAGUGAGCUUGUGAGAGAGUUUGUGAGAGGGAGUGCCAACUUUGUGAAUGUGUUUGAAUUUGAGCUUCCUGCCAACCUUUAACUUCUCAGUAUGUACCAUUGUACCAGAUGUACCGCUCACUACAUGUCACCACAACUUGCCUAUUAAAGAAUCGAGAAGUGAGAAUGAUCUAGAUUUCAGUCAAAAUGCCUUCGUCAAAAUGUCUCAACUAAGGAUCUGCGAUCUACUGUUGGGAAACAAAUGCAUAAAUAAAAAUUGAAUACCUGCCAA
This is a messenger RNA of Anguilla rostrata (American eel), 2389 nucleotides long. RefSeq names its product neurofilament light chain b (gene neflb). The record is from RefSeq and is a predicted model, not a curated record. Gene Ontology annotation, molecular function: structural constituent of postsynaptic intermediate filament cytoskeleton. Gene Ontology annotation, cellular component: postsynaptic intermediate filament cytoskeleton; intermediate filament; axon. The coding region runs from base 87 to 1886 and encodes 599 amino acids. The transcript is spliced from 4 exons. Gene Ontology annotation, biological process: neurofilament bundle assembly. NCBI's taxonomy places the organism in Eukaryota, Metazoa, Chordata, Actinopteri, Anguilliformes, Anguillidae.